Molecule: messenger RNA, 3255 nt
Organism: Onthophagus taurus
Lineage: Eukaryota; Metazoa; Arthropoda; Insecta; Coleoptera; Scarabaeidae
Product: putative leucine-rich repeat-containing protein DDB_G0290503
Molecular function (GO): protein-folding chaperone binding
Source: RefSeq, a predicted model, not a curated record
UUAAUAAUUAAUGAGGAAAAUGGCCAAUUACAUUGGAAAAUUCAUUAUCAAAACGUUAUUAUUCCUAGAAAGUUUUCAUAUCUAUUUCAAUAUACAUAGUACCUGUUCCAGAUACAAACACGCGUUCGAUUUUUUUUAUCUCAUUUCUCUUAUCUUUAAAGAGAUAAAACUGAUAAACAAACUGUACCCGUUAAAGAUUCAAUAUAGUUUCUAUGGUUUAUGGGCGUUGUUAAGGAAAAAUUAAUCCACCUAAAAAUUUCUUCUUUGAUUGGAGAGAAAAGCAGAAAAACUCCAAAAUGGGUAAUCAACCUUCAACGCAAGAGAACAAACGUCGAAAUAACGAUGGAAUUGUCCAAAUGAGACACCAAGCUCAAUUAAGAACAAGUUUAAGCUCAUCGAAACGAUUAUCAAAAAGCGAACAGAAAGUUCGCGACAUCGAAAUAGCAGUUAAAGAGUUAAAACGCGCGAUUGAAGCUUACGAUGGCAUUCGGGGAACCCCAAAUUACAAAGCUUUGCAUUCGCAAUUAUCGAGGAAAGGUCAAGAAGUUCAAGAACUCUUAAUGAAGUCGACCAAACCGGACAAACAAACCAAAUAUAAAGGUUAUCAGAAAGAAAUAAACAAUCUAUUCAAAUUAUUAGAAGAAAAAGUCGAAACGAACGAACGCCAAUUGGAUUCGGCCGCGAUCGAAUCCCAUUCCUUUAUAUCGCCGAAACCUGCUGAUUAUUCAGCGCAAAAUUCGUUGGUAUCGCAAAAAUCUUUAGGUUACGAAACGAAUUUGGAUGAGGUCGAACAAAGAGCGAAUGUUUUAGAGGAGGAAAUUAAUCGCGCCAUUUCUUUGGAGGAACGAAACAAAUUUAAGUUUUUAGAACAAAAAUUAAACAUGCUUUAUUCCGAUUUAACGAAAAUUGAAGAUGCGGGAUCGAAAAGUAUUAAUAGGAAGGAGUCGAUUAAUAAAUCGUUAAUGAGGCAAGCAAAAAAGUUACAAAAUGUUAAACAAGAUAAAAAAGGAUCGUUAAAGAAAGCCAAUAAAGUUAAUGAUAAAGAUAAUGAUAGAGAGAAAGAUAAAGAAAUAAUAACGAAAAUUGAAGAAGAAUUAAGCGAUGUUGAAAUUAGGGUUUUAACGUUUGAAGAAUUGAAAUCGGAUGCGAAAUAUCGCGAUUUAGAUCAAAUUUUAAAAGGGUAUUGGGCGAACUUAUCGAAUUUGGGAGAUUCGAGUGAAGAGAAUCGGAGGAGGAAGUUAAAAACGAUCGAUUUGAUCAAGAAAAUGUUGCAGGAGUUAGCUAAAAGGGCCGAGGAAAACUCAAAAAGGAUUAAUUUGGCUUUGGAUAAAAUCAAUGAUGUCGAAGAUGAGGUUAUUUCGCUAAAAAAGGGGGUCGAAACGUUCGUUGGGCUAAAAAAUGAUGCUGAAUAUAAUAAUUAUGAUCAAAAAUUGAGGAGUUUGUGGGCCAAGUUAAACGAUGUUCAUAAUUCUUACGAAGCCGUCGUUAAUAGAAAAGAAGAAAUCAUUGGAAAUAUUCAGUAUUUAUUAAAAACUUUGUUUGAUAACGCAAGUUCUAAAAAUAAGGCGAUUAAUGAGUCAUGUAAAAGUUAUUUAUUAGAAGAUUUGGAGGAUUUCGAAAAUAAAUGGGUUGUUUUGGAUAAAUCAAUAAGGAGUAACUUAAAAAGUGACGAGAGGGAGCAAAUUUGCGAAAUCAUUGAGAGUUUGGACCAAAAUUUGCAAAAAACUUUGAGACAUUUGAACCAAAAAUCACAACAAAAAGUCAUUAUUAAAGAAAAGGAGUUUGAGGGAAUUAGGAAAAUCGCUUCGUCAAAAAAUUUGGACCAAGAAGGGCGAAAUAUGACCCCACCAGAACGAUUAAUAUCAGAGUUAACAAUUUCAAAUGUAUUAACCUCGCUAAAUAUGAUCGAAAAUGACGCUGAUGAGUUAAAAAAUAAAAUUUUAAAAUCUAAUAACCAAAAUGAUGGGGAUUUUAAGAAGGAUUUGGAUGAUUUGUACUUAAAAAUUGAUCAAUUAGAGAGUUGUAGCAACCCAACGGUUGUUGAUCAAAAAAAUAAGAUUUUGCAGAAAUUGUCUGAGAUAAAUUCGUUGAGAUUCAACGUUGGAAACACGAAUCGGCUAAAAACGAUCGUUGAGAACGUGCAAAAAUUAAAAAAAAAAGUUGAUUGUUUCAGCGGCACCCACAAAAACGUUAAUUACGUCAACAUUGAGGAGGGAUUGAGAGACUGCUUAAAAGAACUCGAUGAGAUCAUCUCAGAUAACGAUAAAAUCAACAAAACUAAAGAUCAAUUAAUCGGAAAAAUAAUGAGAUAUCUCGAAAUUUUAGACGAAAGAUCCCUAAAAGUCAGUUCCCAAGAAGAUUUAACGAAAAAUUUUAGCGAAAUCGCAAGUGAUAUAGUAAAAAAUUUAACAAAAAUAAGAAACGAUUUGGAGAAAUUCGAAUUUGGAAAUCUAACUGAAACCGUUUUAAUCGAAGCUGAAAUUAAAAGAUGUCGAGAUGAUAUUAAAAGUUUAAAUCCAAAAUCAACGGAUCAAACCAUAAUUCAAUCCCAAUAUUUUGAUUAUUUACAAAAAUUAAUCCUUUAUUUCGAGAGCCACCAAAAAUCAAACACCGGGAAAAUAUUGAUUUCCCUCGAAAACGAGCUAACCACCCUAAAAGACGAUAUCACGAAAUUAAACCCGAUCGAAAAUGAUUUGGAUUUCGAAAAAACCCAAUUGGAAUUGGACGAUUUAUUGGUUCGAGUGAAUUCUGUCGAAAUUUUGACGCAAAAUGAUAAGGAAUUUAAGAAUAAUUUGCAGGGGAGUAUUCAGUCUUUAACGGGGUUGUUAAAAACGAAGCGGAGGGCCUCGAAGCGGAUGUCGCAAUACAACGAGCAAUUAAAUCAAGUUAAAUUGGAGGAGGUUCAAGAAGCCAUCGGGAAAUUGUCCGAUGACGUUUAUAAUUUUUCGGGAGAUAAUUACAGAAAACGAUACGAUGAACUCGAUGAGGAGAUGACCAAUAUCUUCCUAAAAAUACAAAAUUUAGAGGUUGACGCAUCGAUGAGGGAUUACUUAAUAAGGCAAAUUCAAAGUCACAAGAAAAUGUUGCAACAAAAACUUCAAGAUAUCACUUUUGUUAAGCGAGGAACCGAAGUUUAGUUUAAUUAAUUAAUAAUUCUUUAAAAUAAUAAAGUUUAAUUCUGUUUAAUUCUUAAAAAUUUAUAUUUAAAUUAACGUUUUUAAUAAAAAUCUAGGGCAUGUAAGUUACUAAAUUUAA